AAAGUGAUCGAAAAAGAUCUGAAAAGGUCGUUAAAAGAGAGAAAGUGGAUGGUUCAGAGUGCGUUUCGUUGUUAAAUCGGUAAAAAUCGUUUAGUUUUGUUUUUGUUGUGGUCCCCUUCGCAGAGCUUAUGCAAAUGUGCUGCUCUGCGCCGCUUGUGGCAACAAAUUGCACUCGAAGCUGAGGCUUUUAUGAAUGCUACUAAGUCGGAGUCGGAGUCUGAGUCCGGAGACGCAUCUGGUGGAGAAAGGAGGCGGGAGCAUCCAUCAAAAUGGUCUUCAGCUAUGCGUGCAUGGUGCUCCAGCGCAUCGUGGUGCCAGCGGUCCUGGUACUCGCUGCGCUGAUGCGACCAGUGGGCAUAUCCUUUGUGUACCUGCUGAUGUUCUUUAUUUCGCCCUUCGUGCCCCUGGCCACGCGUCGCAACUUUAAGGGAUCUGUGACGGCCUUCUUCAUCAUCCUGCUGGCGCUGAGCACGCUGGUCCUUUUGGGUCACAUAACGCUCCAGAUUCUGGCGUUGAGCCUUACGCUCCCUAUCUACAACUGCUCGUUCAGUGAGCACCUACUGCGACACAUUGGCUUCGUGAGCUUUAUUGAUCUGAGGGCAUUGGCCAUAAUUGAAUGGCUUGUGCCUGAGGUGCUGGUUUUCGCCACCUCCCUGGGAUCGUAUCUCACGGUUAAGCGAGUGGCCUCUCAGCCCGUCGGAACCGAGCAGUUGGAGAACGGAGAAGUGCCCGAUGGCCAGGCGGAAAAUGGCCAGUCCUCACAGGCACCUGCCACAGAUGCCAAUGGUGGAGAUGUGCCCCAGCCGACGGCCACCACGCCACUGCAGCAGCAGCAACAGCAGCUGAGGAAACGCGUGUCCAUGAUCAGCCAGCACAUCCACUUCGAGGGAUUGAUCAAGAUCUCUCCUCUGUUCUGCCUGGCCACGCUGUUCUUUGCUGCCGUGCUGCGUCCCUCGGUGCCCGGUGGUUUUUACUUUCUCAUUUUCCUGCUGGCCGGCACCUACUGGGCAACCUGCCAGACGCUGCAACGGGGCUUCGCGUUGUUGCUGCGCUGCGUGAUGGUCGUCCUCGUGCUGCACUCCCUGUCCAUUGUAUCCUACCAGACGCCGUGGAUGCAGAGCCACCUCAAUCAUACCACCCUGACAGCCCGCUUGAUUGGACUGGAACCGCUCAUUGAAUCCUACUGCAAGCCGGACCUACGAUACGUUCUGUACAAUACUACGCUGUCACUGGACUCAUAUCUCAAUCCCUUUGCCUUGUUUUUUGCCUAUUUCGCACUGGCCCUGACCACCAAGCAUCUCAUUAGGCCACGGUUGGUGCGCCAAAGUACGCGAAAGAGCCGUACAUCUCAACCGCUGGAAAGUGGAUCCACGGUGGCGCCCAGUGGCACUCAGCGGGGCCAUGACAUUCAGUUGGACUCCAUGGAACAGCGAUCGGAGCAGGAGAACAACACCACGUCCAUACUGGAUCAGAUAUCAUAUGGCUUCGUCAGCGUGGGAGGUUUUAUCUAUCAGAACAGCUAUAUAUUCACCAAUAUUCUGAUGAUGGCCUGGUCCAUAGUAUACCACAGUUGGCUGACUUUUGUCCUGCUGCUCUGGGCCAAUGUGCUGUGGAUGAUUCCGAACCAACGGAAGGCCAUGAUGCGAUCCAGUCCAUUCAUAGUCUUAUAUGCUGAGGCGCUCCUGAUUGCCCAGUAUAUAUACGGCAUGGAUUUGAACAACGAUGAACUGCCAACAAGCGUUCCCACAGCGGGCAUUAACCUGCAGCAAAUUGGCUUUGAACGACCCAUCGAGAACCAAAUGCGACCAUGUGUCCCACUGAUCGUGAAGACUGCCUUUGUACUGAUGUUUUGGGUGACAUCACGGCAGUUCUUCAAGGAGAAACGCGAUCGCCGGAGGGAUAGUACACUGGCGGAUAUCAUUGCGCCACUGCAAAUCACCGUGGGAUCGGCUGGUUCCAGCUACCUCAUCAACGAUGGCAAGAAGACCUCAAAGUUCCUAAAGAAGGCCGGCGAUGUGAUCAAGAAUCUACUGGUGCGCCUCUGGAUCUGGCUGCUGGUGCUGGUUAUCUUCCUGUGCGCGAUCACUGGCGAGAAUAUGACAGUCUUCCGCAUCUGCUACAUGGCCCUGUUCCUAUUCUUCUUGCUGGUCUUUCAAUCUUCGUCCAAGGCCUGGGUUAAGAUCAUGUAUGGCUUCUGGCUGUUUCUGAUCUUCUACGCCAUGACCAUACUCAUAUUGAUCUAUACAUAUCAGUUCGACAAGUUCGAAACAUACUGGAGAGACUAUCUUAAUGUGUCCUCUACACUACAAAAGGACAUUGGCCUUAAGCGCUAUCAGACUAAGGAUCUGUUCCUCCACUUGGUCUCGCCCACGAUAAUUGUGAUCUUGACCGUGAUCCAAGUGCACUAUUUCCACAAGCGCUUCAUCGCAUCGUUACAACAGCAGUCGGUGGCUGGUGGAUCGGCACAACAGAAACCCACGGAGACAACUGCCUUGGAACCGGCGCCAUCCAAGCGCCGUGGUAGCGCCGGUUCACUACGUCGAUCCCAGGGACCUUCGGCGGAGGCUGCUCCCGGAGCCACCACUGAUUUCGAGACAUCUGUGCGAGAUUUGGUGCGCAUAUCGUUCCGCAAGAUCAAGAACAAGUCGGAGUACAUAUUCAAGAACUUCAAGGACGUCUUCUGGCGCUUCCUGGAACUGCACAUCAUGAAGGCUGUCUACAUCGCAGCCUUCGUGUGCAGCGUCAGCGAAGUCUGCGUUCUGCACAUUGUCUUCGUGGGCUUCUGUGUGCUGGGCGCCACCUCGCGCAAGUCCGUCCAGGUUGUCAUCAGCCGCCUCAUCUCGUUCAUUGUCACCAUCAUAGUGCUGUCCAAGAUGAUCUAUCAGAUCGAGUACUUAAAUAACUCGCAGCUUAACGUGGUUUGUUCUGACAACCGGACCGCCAACAAUGUCGAAUGGAUUGGCCUCACCAAGGCCGACAAGGUAGAGGGUGGACUGAUGAGCCUGCUGCGCACCUACAUCAUCUAUAUGGUUAUUGUGACCAUGCACGCUGUGAUCACUCUCCGCCAGCUCCAAAUGCGCGUGAAGAUCGGAGCCGUAAAUGCACCGCCCACCAAGCUGUUGUUCCCCCAUAUUAUUCGGGCUGAUGCUGAGAAGGAUUUGGUGGGACUGGUCAAGUAUCUCCUCAACUUUGGCUUCUACAAAUUCGGUAUUGAGAUAUCGCUGAUCGCCCUGGUCUCCACCAUUACAUAUCGCCAGGACAUUGUGGCCGUCGCCUAUGCUCUGUGGCUAGUUGUGCUUCUGCUUCUGAGAAGAUCGCAAUGUGCCAAAAUCUGGGGAGUGUUCCAGGCCUUCUUUGCCAUUUCCAUAUUGACACAGUACAUAGUGCUGGUCGGACUGCCGCCGAGCUCAUGUCUGGUUUAUCCUUGGGAAGGCCCCUUUGGCGAGGGCAUUCAACGCUGGACAAUGCUGCCGGGAGCCCUGCACUUCAACCACGUGCCCAAGCUGAUCUUCGACUUCAUCGUCCUGGUCAUCCUGAACCGCCAGAAGAGCAUAUUCUGCAUCGAACAGCGUUAUGCGAGUAACGACGACUAUCCGGGUGGCAGCAACCGCAGUGUGAUUGCGGAUAUUGCCCAGCUAGGUCGCGUUCCCUUCGACAAUCCCACCCACGACUUUUGCUCGUAUAUACGCAACUACUCGGACAUCCUGAAGAACGGAGUGCUGUGCGGCUUCUACUGGUUCACCCUGGCGGUUGUUUUUCUGGCCGGUACCAAUAUUGCGGAUCUUCUGGCACUGGGCUAUCUGAUCGGAGCGUUCAUCUUCCUGUGGCAGGGAUCGGACUUCUAUCUCCGCCCCAUACACACCAUCAUCUUGCGCUGGAAGUGGCUGCUGGCCUUCAAUGUCUCCAAUAUACUCAUCAAGACGUCCUUCCAGAUGGCUGGAUGUCUGUACAUGAAGCAACUGACCAGUGGAUGCUGCUGGCUGGUGCACAUGCUAGGCAUCACAUGCACCAGCAGUGUGCCCAUAGAACAAAUAAUGCUGCCUGAGGAUGCGGUUUCGGUGUUGGAGCCCGGCGAAUGCCCUAAGAUCACCCACCAGGUGGUCCUGCUGUGGGACACGAUCUGCUUCGCCUUCAUCAUCUUCCAGCUGCGCAUCUUCAAGUCACACUACUUCUGCCACAUCAUCACGGAUACCAAGGCAAAUAAUAUCCUGGCCUCUAGAGGAGCCGACAUCAUUGAGAGCCUGCGGCAUAAACAGAUUGCCCAUCGUCAUGACCAUGAGAAGCAGGUGCUGCACAAGAUCAAGCGGAAGAUGGAGCGCAUCCGUGCCACGCAACAGAAGAUGCUCCGGCCCCUGGACAAACAGACCCACUUCGAUGGGCGACGCACGCCCACAGAGCAGGCCAUGUCCGAGGUGGCGCCCUUGGCCCACAACAGCAGCUUUACCUCCUGCCAGGGAUCUGGUUACCUGACCCCCGAUGAGCAUAGCUCCGCCAGCUCAGCAACUUCUUCGCCAGCAAGGGCUUCGAUCCUCUCCAGCAGUGACAGCAGUGUGGAGAGCGUGGACAGUGCCGAUGCUGCAGUGAUUAUCGAGCCGGAGAUCAAUGUGAUGCCUUGUGAGGAGGUCACGGACUAUGUGGAUGUGCAGUCGGUCAGCGAGGAGGAGACAACGGUGGCACUGCCCAGAAAUCUCUUGGAACCCUCUGAAGACUCUCAAGCUAAGGAAAAUGUUUUUAAAAGCCUGGAGUCCUUGAAGCCAACAACACCCAGUACGGAUGCCUUGUCCACCCUGCUCACCGAGGGAUUUUUGGAACCAAAGAGGAUAUCUCUGGGACUGGCUCCCUCGGAGGUUAGUGCACCAGUUGGCAUGCAAUCCCUGGCCCCGCCGAUGGCUGCCUAUGCCACAGCCAUGGCCUCUAGUGCCGCCAAUUCCGUGCCGUCCUCUAAUCUGACUCCGAAUCUACGCCGGCAGCAUCGCCGUCAGUCAUCAACCAAUGCGGCUGUUUCCUGGAACGAAACCGUCUCCAUUAAACGAUCCCCCAUGAAAAAGCAACUGUCUGCGGAUAAGGAGGAGGUGGUGACCAUGCGCCACAAGUUGCUGCAUCGUCGUCACCAAAGCAUGGGGAACGCCAGCUACUCAUUGGACGAGGCCUCCCAGUCGCAAUCGCAGCGCAAGCGCCUGUCCAGCAAUUUAUCCGGUUUCCGGGACGAAACCGCCCUGCGAUCCGCCCAAAGACCGCAUAGCUGGGGACCCGUGGGUACGGCCUCCUAUAUGGAGUCGCUGAUGUGCGCCUUCUACGAGCCCGCACUGCUGCAUGGACCAUCCACACGUGCUGGUGAUUACUACAUGUUCGAGGAGAUGGAUGAUAAGUUUGAACUUGACCUGAUACACGACGAGAUUGAUUUUCUGGAGGAGGAGAACAUCACCGAGAGCGAGAUGAAGAUGCAGCGCCGCAAGACCCUCUACGACGUGUGGAAGGAUCUUAAUGACGCCGAGUACCGUCGCCACUUCUAUAUGCGUGAGCGAUCCUAUGCCUCAGAGCCGGGUUCUCGCAUAGCCCUGAAGUUGGACGACGAGAAGGAGAAGGUUGGCCACGAUCUGGGCCUAACCACCGACGACGAUGAGGAUGACGAUACCAUUGAAUGCGAUCUGGGCAUGCGCACCUCGACGCUGUCCGAACCGCUUGAUUUUGGUCGUCGCAGCCAGUCGCUGCUCGAGGUUAAGUCGAAGGAUGCUCCCACUGGUGAAUUCCCCUCUACCAGCAAGGGCAUCUCCAAGGAACGCGAUGCGGCCACAGCUUCCAGUUCGGCUAGUCCAGCGCCCACCAGGGAUGUGGGUGAUCUCCCGGUGAUACCACCACCUUCUACUGCCCCGCCACGUGAGGCCACCUCCAAGGAGACUUCCGACAGCAAGUCCAAAAUGGAAGUGGAUAGCGGCGAGGUGACGGCCAAGGAUUCGGAUGAGGACUUUGAUACCAAUCCUAUUAUCAGACUGCUCGAGGGCUUCUUGGUCACGCUGACCAUAAGACUGAACCGCUUCUCGCGCAACUAUCGCUUUGUGAAUCGCAUCCUGGCCGGCGAGAAGAAGACCCUCAAGGAAUCCAGCUCGCUGAAUCGCCUAGGGCUGUCCAGUGCCGCUGCCAUGUUCCACUUCCUCAAGUCAAAUCUCGAGAGCGAUGAAAGUGACCCGCCCGCCUCCUCAUCCACACCUCGGCGGGUGGUGAUCUCCCCACAGAAUGCCACCGAGCACUCAGACCCCACCAGCACCACACUGAACACGAACACAACAACCACACCGCUAUCACCACCCGAACCACUGCAACCACCAACUACAACCAGUACACCACAGCAACAGCAUCAGCAUAUUCGCGUUGCCGACGAAAUCAUCGAACUGCCUGUAGAUACCGUUGAUGGAGUCAGCCAUAGAAAACAAUCAAUCAAUUCAUCGCCGCCAGCCAAGGGCACGAUGCUCAGUCGAAAAUCGGACUGUGGCCUGCCUGAGAUACGCAUUAAAGCGCCCUCUGUCGAGCGCGGUGCACAUUAUUACCAUAAUCACCACAGCGGCGGUGGCUCAGGAUCCUUGAGCAAACACUGGUCCUACGAACAGGUGGACAGCGCGGGUGAAUUUAAUCUGGAGGAGGAGAACUUUGCCCAGCGAGACCACCAUAUCAUUGUGGAGGUGCUGAUCUCCUCGUGGUACGCUCUUUUGGCCAAUACGGAUCUCAUUUGCUACAUUGUGGUGUUCGUCAAUCAGGUGGUCAAUGCCAGUCUUAUCUCCCUGCCGCUGCCCAUCAUGGUCUUUUUGUGGGGCACCUUGUCUCUGCCACGUCCCACGAAAACCUUCUGGGUCACCCUGAUUGCCUACACCCAGGCCAUUGUCCUGAUCAAGUGCAUCUUCCAGUUCAAACUGAUCUGGUCUAACUACCACCAACUGCCCAAUCAACCGCUGACACCUGCCAAAAUCUUUGGCGUAGAGAACAAAGCCCACUAUGCGAUAUAUGACUUGAUUCUGUUGUUGGUCCUGUUCCUGCAUCGCUAUCUUCUGAAAUCGCAGGGCUUGUGGAAAUCGGGCUAUAAGGAUACGGAUAACCAGUUCACCAAACCCACCGCUAGCAUUGAUGAUCGCGAUGAUAGCGACAAUCUAUCGCAACCCGACUCCCGCCAGCUGAACGAUGAUGCUGCUGCUCAGAAGUUGAGUCUCCAAGUGAGUCAGGCCUCUUUGCCAGGUUCACCAGAGUUCAGCAAGACUGGCAUCAAUCAGCUAGAACGCACCAAGUACACCUCUUCGCUGUACAAGUUCUUCUUUAGUCUUGUCCACAAAUCCCGCCUAGCCACAGAUGUUUAUGCCCUGAUGUUCCUCUGCGAUUUUGUGAACUUCUUUGUGCUGCUCUUUGGUUUCACUGCCUUUGGAACCCAACAAACGGAAAGCGAUGAGGGAGUCCAGACUUAUUUGGCGGAAAACAAAGUGCCCAUACCAUUCCUGAUCAUGUUGCUGGUUCAGUUCCUGCUCAUCGUUAUAGAUCGAGCUCUGUACCUGCGCAAGGCUCUGGUGAACAAGAUCAUUUUCCACUUCUUCUCGGUGAUUGGAAUACACAUCUGGAUGUUCUUCGUGGUGCCGGCCGUUACGGAGCGAACUUUCAAUUCCCUGGCACCACCAAUCAUUUUCUACGUGAUCAAGUGUUUCUACAUGCUGCUAAGCUCUUAUCAAAUCAAAUCGGGUUACCCCAAGCGCAUUCUGGGCAACUUCUUCACCAAGGGCUUCUCAAUGGUCAAUAUGAUUGCCUUCAAGGUGUACAUGCAGAUUCCGUUCCUGUACGAGCUGCGAACAAUUUUGGAUUGGGUGUGCAUCGACAGCACAAUGACCAUAUUUGACUGGCUGAAGAUGGAGGACAUCUUCUCGAAUAUCUAUCUGAUCCGCUGCACCAGGCAGUCGGAGACUGAUUUUCCAGCCAUGAGAGCCCAGAAGAAGGCGUCCCUUUCCAAGCUGAUCAUGGGUGGAACCAUUGUCCUGCUGAUUGUGAUCUGCAUCUGGGGACCUCUGUGCCUGUUUGCCCUGGGCAAUGCGGUGGGCACCUCGAAUGUGCCCUACCACGUGUCGCUGUCGAUUCGAAUUGGACCCUAUGAUCCCAUCUACACAACGAAUAACUACGAUAGUAUGUUCGCGAUCAAUUCCGAAAUGUACUCUCAAAUGACCAACGCGUACCUAAAGGAGAAACAGGCACUGACUUUUAUUGCUGGAUAUGAUCCAACGGAUGUAGCGGCUGUUAAGCUUGCAGGAAACUCGCCAUCCCUUUGGAACAUAGCACCGCCGGAUAGGCAGCGGUUGCUAAAUGAUUUGAGAAACAAUCACACACUGAAUGCCCGCUUUUCCUAUUCCCUCACCCGAAAGGCUCCCGCCAAGGGAUUAAAGGAAAGUGUUGGUGAUGAGCAUGCCAUUUCCCUGGACGAAUCCUUCGAGGGCCGAGCAGCACUUAUACACAUGCUUAGCGAAACUCAUGACGUGGCGCCACUUCACAGUAAUACUACAACCAAUGGAACUAUUACUCCCGAAAUCGAGGAAGUAGUCGUGAUACCAGGCAUGAUACCCAAGUUCAUAAAAGUUCUCAACUCUGGCGACGCUGCUGUGGUUGGUGUGUUGAGCGAAAAACACCACGAGUACCGACCGUUGGUUAUCAAAAUGCAUCGGGACAACGAGACCAAUGGAUUGUGGUGGGAGAUACGGGACUUCUGCGACGAUAACUUCUACAACGAAACGCUGUCCAAGUUUGCCUACAGCAACUGCACUUCGGGUAUAGUGAUGUAUACAUUCAACGAUAAGAAAUUCCCAUCGACGUUCAGUUUCCUCACAGCCGGAGGCAUCAUUGGUUUGUACACCACCUUUGUGUUAUUGGCCUCGCGCUUUAUGAAGUCCUUCAUUGGUGGUCAGAACCGAAAGAUUAUGUUCGAGGAUCUGCCUUAUGUGGACAGAGUGCUGCAACUUUGUCUGGAUAUUUAUUUGGUACGCGAGGCUUUGGAAUUCGCUCUGGAAGAAGACCUGUUUGCCAAAUUGCUCUUCCUGUACCGAUCGCCCGAGACGCUAAUCAAGUGGACCCGUCCCAAGGAGGAGUACGUGGACGAUGACGGCGACACCGACUCGAUUCCCAGCCGAAUGAGUGUGCGCCGGCCCGAGCAGCUGCAGCCGCAGCAACCACAAUAACAUAGGCCUAACCCAAACGCUUAAGUAAUCUAGAGUUUGUUUACGUAUUUAGUACGUAUUGCGUUAUCGUAGGUUUCAUAGUCUUUUUUAAACAUUUUUAUAUGAUGGAAGAACACACAAAUCGAAACACAAAAGUACACAUCACUCAUUUAUACAGUCGUUCGAUUUUUUGUCAAAAGUACUGCCCGUGUGUGAAACUGUGUAUUUAGUUUUAAGUAAGCGAAAAGUGUUGAUGUUUGUUAGUUUAAACAAAUGAAAAUACUAGUAAAUUGCCUAAACAAACAAAAUAAUUUAUUUAAGUUACUUCUAAAAAAGUGUAAAAAUGGAAGAAUAAGAUCGGAAGAAUAAUAAUAAUAAUAUUAAUGAUGAAAACUCAUAUUCAGGGAAUUUAGCAUUUUACAGAAACCGUAAUAUAAUAACUAAAUUAAAGCAUCCGAGUUAUUAAGUAAUAAUAACUUUAGCGCCUAGAUAAUUGAUGUUUUAUAUUUAUACGAAUCGAAAAUAUCACUUAAUAUUAACCAUAUUGCAUCGAAUCGCAUACAUUUCUAAGCUAUUUGCCUAUGUGUGCCCUUUACAAAACUGAUUAAAAAUAUUAAGUAUAUGUUACUGAUUGUUAUAAAACUAAAUCUAAACUAAAUCGAUAUAUGUUGCAUAUAUAUAGAGCGUUGACUUUAGUUAUAGGCAUAUCACGUGACAUAUUUUUGUAUUGAAUGCAAAUAUCAUUUGCUUAAGCAACUGUUUUCAAGGCGAAUUCAUAUCAAAAUUUAAAAUCUUUGCUAUACCGCGUCUGCUUUGAAGGACAUUGAUCGAACACACAAAUAUCUCCCAUAUGCAAUCUCUUAAAAUUAGUAAACGCCAACUAACUCUGUAUGUUCUAUUUUACAUAUAUAUAUCGAAAUGGAGUACGAAAAAUUGUAGAGUCGAAUAAAGAUUUGUACCAAGAAACGAAAAACUUAAAACGUAAAUAUAAUAUGUACCUAUUUUUAUAGUUUAAUUUCCAAUAUAAGCUUAAUAACUACGUGGAAUACUUACAAACUAAAAUAAAGAAUCGAAAUUGA
Messenger RNA from Drosophila subpulchrella, 10252 nucleotides. RefSeq names its product piezo-type mechanosensitive ion channel component (gene Piezo). Gene Ontology annotation, cellular component: plasma membrane. Bases 270 to 9194 code for a protein of 2974 amino acids. Lineage: Eukaryota; Metazoa; Arthropoda; Insecta; Diptera; Drosophilidae. Gene Ontology annotation, biological process: regulation of membrane potential; detection of mechanical stimulus; cellular response to mechanical stimulus. Gene Ontology annotation, molecular function: monoatomic cation channel activity; mechanosensitive monoatomic ion channel activity. The transcript is spliced from 31 exons. The record is from RefSeq and is a predicted model, not a curated record.